CGCUCGCGCCGCUGACUGAUGGACCUGGUGUGACUCCGGAUCUCUUCCGACCCUUUGGGACGAAACCGGAGGAAAACCGGGUUUUUUAUCCGCGAUGAGAACCGAACAGAUUGAACAGGGAGAGAACUCGACCAACUCGCAGAGCGAGAUGCUGAUCAACCAGCUGAAGGAGAUCACUGGCAUCAGGGACCCACAGAUUCUCUACAGAGCCUUGAAGGCCAGUCAGGGGGACGUUGGACAUGCUGUUGGAAUGUUAACAACACAACCUCCAGAGGUUCAGGAUCCUGGGGAUCCAGAGGAGUCAGGGGCCCCUGAAGAGGCCUGGGAGGGCCCAAAAGGAAUUCGUAAAGAUGAGCUGCAGGCGGCCAUAGAGCUCAGCCUGCAGGAGUCCCGCAAUGCCCAGGAGGAGGAGAGGGAAUUUCACAGGGCUCUGGAGGCCAGUGCAGAGGAGAACGCAGCGAGAAUGAAGAGGAAACGAUGUGAGGCCCAGGGCGACAUGAGCAACCCCGCAGACUGGAUGCGUCAGGACGACUGGCCCGUGGGCAUUCGCAACGUGGGAAACACCUGCUGGUUCAGUGCCGUCAUACAGUCCCUGUUCCACCUGCCUGUGUUCCGGAGGCUGGUUCUCAACUACCAUCCGUCUGAGCGUCUCCUGGAGAAGUGCAAGAGCCACUCAGACAAGAGGAACAUCGCGUUCAUGCAGGAGCUGCGUUGCCUGUUCGCCCUCAUGCUCGGCUCCACCCGCCGGUUCGUGGAUCCCUCUGCUGCCGUGGAGUUACUGCGCGAUGCCUUCAGGAGCAGUGAGGCCCAACAGGAUGUAAGCGAGUUUUCUCACAAGCUGCUUGAAUGGCUGGAGGACGCAUUUCAACUGGCUGCCAGUGGAAACAACGCAGAGGACAAACAGAAAAACCCCAUGGUCCAGCUUUUCUACGGCACCUUCGUAACUGAAAGAAAACAUGAAGGUAAAACGCUGUGCAACACCGAGCAGUUUGGUCAGUAUCCGCUUCAAGUCAACGGCUUCAACAACCUGGAUGAAUGUCUGGAAGGAGCCAUGGUCGAGAGGGAGAUUGAGUCACUGCACUCAGAACACAGCGUUACACCCGGUCGCGAGAGAUGGUUCAACAAGUUACCGCCGGUCCUGACGUUUGAAUUGUCCAGAUUUGAGUUCAACACUCAGCUCGGUCGUCCUGAAAAGAUACACAAGAAGCUGGAGUUCCCACAAAUCAUUUACAUGGACAGAUAUCUGCACAGAAACAUAGACCAGGCCCAUGAGAGGAGAGGGGAAGUGAAGAAACUCAAGGAGCAUCUUGCCGUCCUUCAACAGAAGCUUGAGUGCUACAAAAACUACGGCUCCGGACCGACCAAGUAUCCUCUAGCUGACAUGCUGCAGUUUGUGUUGGAGUUUGCGACGACAAAGCCGACAAGUGUGUCCCCGGCCGAGGACCUGAGACUCGCUGCGUCUUCACCGACUCAGUCGAGUCCCCCGCUCGGUGAACCCACAUCCAGAGAGAACGGUGAACCAGAAGACACAGAUUCUUCCGAGGGCCCGGUGUCCAGCGUGUCCAGUUGCCAGCGGACCCCCAUAUACAAGCCCUUCACCCAGUGCAGACCCCCCCUGGACUGCCCCCCGCACCCUGCCCCACACAGCAUCACCGACGAGGAGCUGCACUCUGUAAAGAGCUGCCUGCAGCGCUGGAGGACCGAAGUAGAGAAUGAUAUCAAUGAGCUACAGGCCAGCAUUGACAGGCUCAGUCAGAAGCUGGAGGGCAUGUACACAGACAACAGUCUCUGUCAGGCCCCCUACAGGCUCCACGCGGUGCUCGUCCAUGAGGGCCAGGCGUCGGCCGGUCACUACUGGGCCUACAUCUACGACCACGCCAACCAGCGCUGGAUGAAGUACAACGACGUGUGCAUCACCGAGUCGUCGUGGGAGGAGCUGGAGCGCGACUCGUUCGGGGGCAUGACCAACGCCAGCGCCUACUGCCUGAUGUACAUCGACGACAGGCUGCCCUACCUUAUCACAGAAGACACAGAUGACGAGACAGGCCAGAUGCUGCACGGCAUGGACUCCCUGCCGCCCGUCCUCCGGCGCUACGUCCACGAAGACAACCGCUGGUUCCAGCAGGAGCUCAGCGAAUGGGAGGAGCAGUUCUGCCAGACGGCCGCGCCGCAGGGAGAGACCACCGCUUCGGUCGAGAUCCCAAAUCCUGACGUCCAGCAAGCAGCCGUUGAGCCAGCACCUCAGUCAGGACCCUGCACGGAGGAGGAGGAGAAGGAGGAGGAGGAGGAGGAGGAGGAGGAGGACCAGGGAGCCGCUGAGGAGCCGGAGCCGGAGGAGCCGGAAGCAGAGAAGGAUCCAGAGGCCGAACCCGGGGAGAAGCCUGAAGAAGAACCAGAGUCAACACCAUCACCACCACCACCCCCACCACCCCCACCGGCGCAGAGCCCUGGCCUCCAGCCCAACGACAGCAGCACUGCAGCCGUCACCGACACCGACGCCCCGGAGCCCGGACCGAGCUCCACUUCAGCUGAGCAGGAGCCGCAGAGUCAGACUCCUGACCCCGAAGCCGAGCUCAGAGACCCGACCUCCCCUGACCUCCAUCUGGAGAAGGACGACAAAGAGGUGACGGACCUCGGCUCCAAAGCUGAAGACGAGACGGAGGCCUCCGGAGGAGGAGGAGGAGGAGGAGGAGGAGCACCUGAACAGGAAGCAGAGCAGAAGGAGGAGACGCAGCAGGAGGACGUCCCGCCGGCGAGGCAGCGACAGACCGAGGACGUGGUGUCGGAGGUGGAGAUCCCGAACGUGGGCCGGAUCAUGGUGAGGGCUGAUGCUGAUGGAUACAAUGAAGAGAUGAUGCUGACUCCAGCUAUGCAGGGCGUCAUUCUGGCCAUCGCCAAGGCCCGACACAUUUUCGACAAGGAAGGCCCCGAGGCCGGCCUCAUCAAGGCCUUCCACGAGGAGUACUGCCGCUUGUUUGAGCUCUCCCAGGAGGAGACCACGCCCCAGGAGGAUCCUCGUCUGCAGCACGCUCUCGUCUACUUCUUCCAGAACAACGCGCCCAAACGCAUCAUCGAGAGGACGCUGCUGGAGCAGUUCACCGACCGGAACCUGAGCUUUGACGAGAGGGCCAUCAGCAUCAUGAGGGAAGCCCGGGCCAAGCUGCGCCUCAUCAAGCCAGACGACAUGGACAUGGAUGAAUACUUGCAGUGGCAGGACGACUACAGGCUGUUCAGGACGGUGUUUGUGUACCUGCUGACCGGCCUGGAGCACUACCAGCACGGGAAGAUGCGGGAGGCUCUGAACUACCUGGCUCAUGCGUACGAGACCAACUCCUCUCUCCUGAAGAACGGAGAGAAACGAGGCGUGGACAAGUCUCUGAUUGGGGUUUACAGGAGGAAAUGUCUCACUGCGCUGAACGAGAGCGCCUCACGGUUGUUCUGCAGCGGCGAGGAGAGCAAGGUGGAGGAGGGCGUGGCCAUCAUGGACGAGGCCGUGAUCCCCUGUCUUCACCUGAUGAGCCGGGACCUGGUUCCAUCGCAGGAGGAUCGGGACGUCACGGAGAGCAUCCGCAGCCAGUGGUGCUGCUGCCUGGGCCAGGACAUGGAGGACUCCCUGCAGGUGAAGCUGGGGGAGUUGCUUCCCCGGGUCCUGGACGGGGCAGCGGAGGCCGUCGUGCUCCAGGACCCCCCCAAAGUGCACGUCCACCAGGCACACGACCUGUGCAGCCGCCUGGCCGCCGUCAUGGAGUCCAUUCACAGCACCACGGUGGUCAGCGUGAAGUAAACGAGUGGAACCUCCGACAACCUCCUUCUAAACGUGCACCCUCAAUGCAAGCAGCACAGACAGUGGACUGAUCUGUGCUGAGCGGCUGAUCGGUGGAGACAUUUGUGUUUUCCACGUUAUCUGCUGCUUUGGCGUCGCACACAAAUAUUGUUUUUGAUAUGUUAACACGUGCAAGCUGCAAGCACUCAUUGGGGAUUAGUAGAUACGGGAACACACGCUCAUUGCAACAGCAUUAACUCGUCUAAAAAGAAAAUUUGUUCUACCCCAAAAUCCUUUGAAGAAUUUCUCGUGAAGCUUAAAAUCUGUGAGAAUGAUCGAUUUGCAUCUGCAGCCUUCUUCUGGCCAAUGUUCAAAUGUGCUGCAGCUCUAGAGAGGAUUCUAAAGAUUUACUCUGUGUCACUAUCACAGACAAUUAUUCGUGAAACCAAACUGCUGACGUGAAACAACAUGAAGUCAAAUCCCCACUCUGACUCGCGAGUACUCGGAAAAAGUUUGUAAAUUGACAUGUUGUACUGACACUGGCGUAAUUUGUUCAUUUUUAAAAGUGACAACAUUUCAGACGCUUUUCGGGGAUUAACUCCGCAAAAUCGUUUCUGAAGUUUAUCUUUUAAUAUGAAGAACUUAGCUGGAGACUGUUUGGGUCCGAUACGUUCACAACAACAGGAAAACAUCUGUUACAUUCAGGUGGAGUAACAUCUGUGUAUCGCAGCCGGACGCAGGACAUGGCGUAAAUGUUAAGUUUUUGUUUUUGCACAUCGACAUCAGCCCCUUUUGCCAAACGCUCUUGAAUCUCUUCGUCUUUCCAAGUUGACGUCUUCUGUGUGUGUGAAGCCACAUUUUCAUCCUGAGAUAUUUGUAUUCCUCCAGUUUUGCAUCUGUCUCGUGUUAGAAGUAGAGCUGUGAAAAAUAACGCGUUAACGCGUUAUGAUUAAAUUACAGGAUUAAUUCGUUUUUUUUUUUAACGCAUUUAACGCAUGCGCAGAAGGACCUUCCAAUUCCGCCGCCUCUGCACUAGUCGCCGCUCUAAUGCAGUCAGACGGCAGCUGCCAUUCAAACAAACAAACAACAUGGAUAGUUCUGAUGAACCUGAGGACCUUCUGGACGGGAAGAUCGUGUUCCAAAAAAACAAAGAUCGAACAUUCAGUAAAACCAAGGUGAUAUGCACACUCUGCGAGAAGACGUUAUCGUUUCCCCGUAGCAAUACCCGCCUAACCACCGCAACGCGAAGCAUGUGUUGGUCGGCGAGGGGCGUUCAAGUGGAAUGCGCCAAACCAGACUCACUCGCAGGACACAUUGUGCAAAAGAAGCGGUCAGCUUUACUGUCAGAGAAUUUGAACAAGUUAGUUUGCCUCACCAACUGGCUAAAGACCGAGUAGCUAAGAGGGCCUUUAGAGGCAUUAGAUUGUAUCAUGGUGUGGUUAAUGGUUGUGUGACAAAAAAUAUAAAAAAUGUCAACCAUCCUAUGGCUAAGAAGCUCAAAUAAUUUCUGUUUGAUUUAAAAAAAAAAAGUUUUAUUCAACCACACAAUGGCUAAGGAACCCGAAUUCUGUUUAGGAUGAAGAUUAUAUUAAUGUUCCAUAUGGAAAAGCAAUGAUAACUGCUGAAGAACUGCUGAGUUGCAGCACAAAAGAAAAGUUAAAUGUCAUAAAUCUUGUUUUCACAAAAAUAUUCCGAGAAAAUCGGUAAUGUGAUUAAUCAUGAUUAAUCCAUAGAAACCUGUGAUUAAUUUGAUUAAAAAUUUUAAUCAUUUCACAGCCCUAGUUAGAAGCAUCGUCAACACAUCAGCUCCUUCGCUCGCUUGCUCGCUCUGGAUCUUUCCGGAACUUUUCUUGCAGUAUUCUCACAUGGACUGACUUUGACAUUUGCCUUCUCACGUACAGCUACUCUAGAGGAUUUCAGGUAAAUGCUCUGACGUCAGUGCGUGUCUGAAAGCAGCUUCAGACCGUGACACACAACUCUGCUGGGAUUGUUGAUUUGCUCAUUGUGUUGUUAAUCAGCGUGAAUGCACGACAAAGCCUCUUGAUUUGUACUGCACAGUAACAGAGUUCUGUUUGUUAGCUCUUUUUUUUUUUUAAAUAUAUAUUUUAUAUUACUUACUACUUUGUAGUUUUUCCAAAACAGACUCUAGAAAGUUUUACGCGUAAAGGAAAAUUCAGAAUCGUAUUCACAGAAUGCAGUGAUGCAUAAAAGAUAUUAAUGUACGACUUUAAAAAACAAAGGGAGCUGGCUCAGAACACUCAGUUCAUCUGUGAGCUGGAGUGUUAGGGGGCAGCUCUUCUUUGUAUGACAGCACCUUGCAUAUACAACUGUGCCUUCUUUGAGAUGUUCCUGUAACAGCUGCUGAGUCCACUCUGCCUUUUCACUUGGUGUCUGUGAUGAUACUCAAUAAAUGUUUAAAUACGC
This is a messenger RNA of Pleuronectes platessa (European plaice), 6187 nucleotides long. RefSeq names its product ubiquitin specific peptidase 28 (gene usp28). The transcript has 26 exons. The coding region runs from base 95 to 3784 and encodes 1229 amino acids. Gene Ontology annotation, biological process: DNA damage checkpoint signaling; regulation of protein stability; protein deubiquitination. Lineage: Eukaryota; Metazoa; Chordata; Actinopteri; Pleuronectiformes; Pleuronectidae. Gene Ontology annotation, cellular component: cytosol; nucleus. Gene Ontology annotation, molecular function: cysteine-type deubiquitinase activity; protein binding; cysteine-type endopeptidase activity. The record is from RefSeq and is a predicted model, not a curated record.